Molecule: messenger RNA, 507 nt
Organism: Prunus armeniaca (apricot)
Lineage: Eukaryota; Viridiplantae; Streptophyta; Magnoliopsida; Rosales; Rosaceae
Source: the annotation of a GenBank genome assembly
AUGCCCCCCCACGAAGCUACAAUUAUAGAUAUUAUACCUCCAGCCGAAGCUCCCCAUGAAAACAGCCCAGAAAACCCACACCCACACCCACCAGGAGAGCGCAGCAAGAAACGAAAACGCAGCAAGAAACGAAACCGACGAGAGAAUCUUCGAAAUCCACAGCAUGUCAUGCCGGCCGUGACCAUCAUCCUUGCGUUGGCUGCGGUCCUCUUCAACUUGGCGGCAAACGCUCGAACGUAUAUUCAGCCACCGACGGAGUCGCUUGUGGAUUGUGCAUGCUCACACGGGCCUUGCCGGUGUGUCCCCUUGAUCUAUUACUUCUCGUUAAUUGCAACCUUCGGUCUAGUGCUGUUGUUUUGGGGCCUCCUUGUGGUAAGUUUUCACUUGCCAUUUAUCUUUCUAACUUGGGGAGGCAUGUUAUUUGUUUGGAUUUCAUAUUGGUUUAUACAACCUUGUACUGGUAUUUUUGGUUGCCCUUCGGCUGUCUCCUACAACCUUGGUGGAUAA